This is a messenger RNA of Haliotis rubra (blacklip abalone), 2789 nucleotides long. RefSeq names its product solute carrier organic anion transporter family member 2A1-like. Lineage: Eukaryota; Metazoa; Mollusca; Gastropoda; Lepetellida; Haliotidae. The record is from RefSeq and is a predicted model, not a curated record. The transcript is spliced from 10 exons. Gene Ontology annotation, molecular function: protein binding. Bases 474 to 2423 code for a protein of 649 amino acids. Gene Ontology annotation, cellular component: membrane. Gene Ontology annotation, biological process: sodium-independent organic anion transport; transmembrane transport.
GUCAAACAGUUCACAGUCACAGUGAAACGUGAUGAGAGGUAUAACUCGCCAGUAUAAGCUAGACGCUGUAUACACAGUAAAGUUGUCAGGCUGCUGAGGGACUGGCGAGACCCCCUUGAGUUUGAAAUAUUAGUCAGCCACAACAACACAGGCACUCACAACGUGUUCAGCUGGACGUGCGUUGUGCACACAUGGGAUACUUGCUGUCAACAAAUUACUCAUGCACAGUUAGGGCUGUAUUUUAUUGUCGUAAAAUGAAACAUGGAUAUUGUAUGGGAGUGUGUCGGUAGAGGCUUGCCACAGGCAGUUGUAUUUAUAAUCCAGGUUUGGGGCUUCACGUGGACAAGGAAUGCCCUAUAUUGAGUAUUAACUUAAUAUACCUAUGUGUGCAUAUCCAGCCAACACAAGCAUCUGAAGAUACUCAGUGUGGUGUGAAACAGACCGAUGAACCUACUUGUGCCUCUAGCUUAAGAAUGACGACAGAAAAGACAGCACAAAAUGGACUACCUGUUCCGAAAGUGGAUUACGAACUGGAAACAAAACCGGACAAAACUGGCCUAUCACGGAAACAUCCGAAGUCAAAUGCUGUGGACACAGAGUGUGGUGUUUCGGCAUGUACUCCUCACAGCCUCCAGCGCUGUGCGAAUAUUGUAGCGUUCACAGCAUCGGCGGGCACUGUCUCACUUUUUCUUCAGACUUUGUCUACAUACAUCGCCACUCAACUCACCUCCCUUGAAAAACAGUUUGGUUUAAGCAGUACAGACAGUGGAUUCCUCGUAAGUUGCAAUGACAUCGGCUUUCUUUCGACAGUUUUAUUUUUCAGCCAUUUCGGGAGAAAAGGACACAUACCUCGAAUCUUGGCAGUAGCUGCGAUCAUCUAUGGACUGUCAGGCAUUGCUUGCAGUCUGUCACAAUUCAUUCAACCAAUGUCUCUACCAGUUGGCACCAGUGGCGGUAAUUCUUCGUCAGAAAACGGCGAUGAGUACCUGUGCACACAAGAAGGAAGUAGAACCAGACAGAACGAGACAUGCUCAGUAGACGAGUCACGUGCUUCCGGUUCCGGACAGUGGGUAACAUAUCUCAUCGCAACGAGUCUCAUAGUUCAAGGGAUGUGCAAGGCGCCCAAGACGCCGCUGUCGGCGUUAUAUAUCGAUAACAACGUUAGCGACAAGAAAAAAACAGGCUUGUUUUUAGGUGUGAUAACGACACUGACGCUGUUCGGCCCUGCCUUGUCGUUUGCAAUUGGAGGUGUAUUCAGCAGGGUUCCAGUGGACCUGAAGGACACGUUACUAACGCCAACUGACCCUCGCUGGAUAGGGGCGUGGUGGAUGGGAUUCUUGGUAUUUGGCAGCCUUGCCGUGGUGCUGGCGCUCCCUCUAUUCUGCUACCCCCGGAGACUGAAGACGUCCUGGAAAGAGAAACAAGCUGAGGCGGAUGCUCAAGAAAGCAAAGAAGAAAGUUUCUAUGAAAAGAUUAAAGACCUGCCGGUGUCAGUGCUGCGGGUCGUACGGAACCCAAUCUACACCUGCUCCUUGUGCGGCAUCAUUUUCAUCAACUUCACCGUGGGCGGAUACGUCGCGUUCGGCCCAAAGUACAUGGAGACGGAGUUCGGGAUUCCAUCGUGGCAAGCUAACGUCAUACUAGGCGUACAGGCCGCUGUCUCCCUGGGUCUGGGAACAUUCAUUGGGGGAUUCCUCACGUCCAGGUUCCGCUUGAAUCCAUUGGGGUGCUUGAAGUUUAUCGUGGGGGUGUGCACUGUGGCUGUUGCUCUGGAAUCUUUGAACUUCAUCUUCGGCUGUGACAACACGCAAAUCAGAGGACUGUUGCCAGGCAACACAACGGCUGAUUGUGAUUGUGAAGGAGUCAAGUUUCUACCUGUGUGCGGUGAUGUCUCAGGAGAAACGUAUUUCUCGCCGUGUCACGCGGGAUGUCGCGUCCAAAACGAGACAGCUUAUGUCGACUGUUCUAUGGAGAUGGGGGGAGGCGUGACGCCAGGCCAGUGUGACUCCGGUUGCCCCUUCCUCUACCCGUACGUCAUCACGACGGUAUUCUACGGCUUGGUGGGGACGCUGUCCAUCAUCCCGGCUUAUAUCAUCAUGCUGAGGACUGUAGGAGACGAUGAUAAAGCCAUGGCCAUUGGGAUUCUCAGUUUUUGUAUAUCCCUGCUGGGUUUCCUUCCUGCGCCAAUAGUUUAUGGCAAAGUGAUCGACACGACCUGCACGCUGUGGAACUUCACGUGCGGCACGCGGGGCUCGUGCGCCGUGUAUGAUAUUGUUGAUCUGCGAAUGAAGAUAAUUGGCAUGAACGUUGGGCUGCGUGCUACCUCGGACCUUGUUUUCAUAAUUGCGUUUCUGAUUGCCCGGUUUGUAAUAAAAGAAAAGGAAUAUUCUUCUAGCAAUGAAACAUCCGACACACGACUGUGAGAAAGACGUCCUCUUUGACUGAUUUUAUUUUGGUACGUUGCAUUUGCGUUUUUGGCACUUUCGUUGUUGAGGGAAAUUUUCUGAAUAACAAUUUUUUAAUACUUUGGCAAAGAUCUACGCAAGUAUAGAUAACGUUUGUUAAUAUUUAUUGAAAUAAGUCAAAAGUAUUUUAAUCAUUAAGUGUGUGAAUAUAUUGUUUUGUACAUCUCCAUGUUCAUUUGUUGAUUUAAGUGUGCACUGGCCUCGUUUAAACAACUCAUUUUCAUAUUUGCGUCCUUGGGAGAUCAAGAGAUGUGCCAAAUACAUUUUUAAUUGAAAGUGUAUUUAACUUUGAUAUUUUUGCUAAUAAAAUACAUGAGUACUGUU